Molecule: messenger RNA, 1105 nt
Organism: Cynara cardunculus var. scolymus (artichoke)
Lineage: Eukaryota; Viridiplantae; Streptophyta; Magnoliopsida; Asterales; Asteraceae
Product: 20 kDa chaperonin, chloroplastic-like
Exons: 5
Coding region: 191-946 (251 amino acids)
Biological process (GO): positive regulation of superoxide dismutase activity
Cellular component (GO): mitochondrial matrix; chloroplast
Molecular function (GO): protein folding chaperone; protein-folding chaperone binding; ATP binding
Source: RefSeq, a predicted model, not a curated record
UUGAUUUAAUGUAAAUUGAAUUGCUAUCCAGUUUCAGAAUCAACAGUGUUGUUAAAUUCUUAUCACAUUCAUAUUGGUUUUGCGUUUGAAUCAUGAAGAUUUUGAUUCCAUUAUCCAAGCGAAUCUAUGUCUACCGUUUGAAAGGUUAUUCUUGGAAGUUAAGCGACUGAAUAUUCUUUUUCUUUAGGAAAUGGCAGCUGCUCAGUUGAAUUCAACCAGUGUUCUACCGUCGUUUGAAGGUCUUAGGUCUUCGACAUCCAAAACUUCAUCUGUUGUUGUGUCUUUUCCUUUUAGAAAUUUGACCCUCAGGUCAGCCCGUGGUCUAGUUGUCAAAUCUGCUACCACCGUUGCUCCCAAGUACACCUCAUUGAAACCAUUGGGCGAUAGAGUGUUGGUCAAAAUCAAGGCUGCUGAGGAGAAGUCCAUUGGAGGUAUUUUACUGCCAUCGUCGGCACAGACAAAACCUCAAGGGGGUGAGGUUGUUGCAGUUGGAGAAGGUAGGACGAUUGGGGAGAAGAAGGUCGACAUUGGUGUCAAGACUGGUACCCCAGUCGUGUAUUCCAAAUAUGCAGGAACUGAGGUUGAGUUUAAUGGGUCAAACCAUCUCAUAUUGAAGGAGGACGACAUUGUUGGUAUUCUUGAGACAGAUGAUGUUAAGGAUUUGAAGCCUCUUAACGACAGAGUUCUUAUCAAGGUUGAGGAAGCCGAGGAAACAACAGCUGGUGGCUUAUUGCUUACACAGGCAAGCAAGGAGAAACCCUCGAUUGGCACGGUGAUUGCAGUAGGGCCUGGUCCUCUGGAUGAGGAAGGAAACAGAACAGGGCUGCCAUUGUCUCCAGGAAACACCGUUCUUUACUCCAAAUACGCAGGCAACGACUUCAAAGGACCUGAUGGUUCGGAGUACAUCGCUCUUCGUUCCUCCGAUGUCAUGGCUGUUCUUUCAUAGUUUAUAGGCUUAAAAUAAAACCCAUGCUUCUAGUUGUGCUCAUCGCAUCUGCAAAUUCGAGGAAAAGGAAAGAAUAGUAUUGCAGUUUUGUAAUCACGUUAUUAAGACCAACGUUUUUCCAAGUGAAAUUCUAUAAAGAAGGCUCUGUUUUAUGCUACC